AUGUGCAUUUUUACCGUUUUUGAGUGCAAUUACUUGAAUAUGGCAUGGUUGUCCGGAGUAUUGUCAUUAGUACCUAAACAUGAUUCAUUUUCACUACUUGACCAUUCACAAUUCAUACUUAUGCCGGAUUUCACUUUGCUUGCUUUUAUACCAAUUUUGGUGCACUUUUCGAUACUAAUGCUAUGUUGUCCGGAAAUGCCAUGCUAUGUUCAAGUGACUUGCCUAUUUUGUAUUGUACAUAAUCUUGUUGUUUUAAUCAUUGAUUGCUUACUUACCAGUUGUAUUUUAAUUGUGUUGUUAUUUUCUAACAAUUUUGGUGAGUUGUGUAUAUAUGGAGAAACAAGUUUGGAUUGCCCGCUUCGGUGA
This is a messenger RNA of Vicia faba (fava bean), 366 nucleotides long. The record is from the annotation of a GenBank genome assembly. Lineage: Eukaryota; Viridiplantae; Streptophyta; Magnoliopsida; Fabales; Fabaceae.